This is a messenger RNA of Penicillium macrosclerotiorum, 246 nucleotides long. RefSeq lists its product as uncharacterized. Lineage: Eukaryota; Fungi; Ascomycota; Eurotiomycetes; Eurotiales; Aspergillaceae. The transcript has 2 exons. The record is from RefSeq and is a predicted model, not a curated record. The coding region runs from base 1 to 246 and encodes 81 amino acids.
AUGCCGGGCCCUUCAACGCUGGGGCGGCAAAUGACGUUUGCCGGACCCAUGACGUUGAAGUGCAACGAUGGUGGUUCGGGUAGAGUCCUAGGCAAUAUCGGUGAUUUCGACCUUCGUAAUGUCAUCUUUGCUGGGUCGGUGGAGGAUGAGAUCAUUGGAGUCGAUUGUGGUUCAGAGAAGGCAUUGGCACUCCCCGUCAGUAUCACCUCUGGGGGCGCUAUGAAGUCUACGAUUUUUCUACGCUGA